Messenger RNA from Hyposmocoma kahamanoa, 1668 nucleotides. RefSeq names its product dopamine N-acetyltransferase-like. The record is from RefSeq and is a predicted model, not a curated record. The transcript is spliced from 5 exons. The coding region runs from base 542 to 1210 and encodes 222 amino acids. Gene Ontology annotation, molecular function: N-acetyltransferase activity. Lineage: Eukaryota; Metazoa; Arthropoda; Insecta; Lepidoptera; Cosmopterigidae.
UGGACGAACUCUUUCACAAGGACCUCUACUGUUACUAAAUUCUGUAGUAGGUAUACCAUUUUAGCAAGUAAUUGGAAGUAAAUUAUCGUAAUCAAUCCGUGAUACGUCCACUGCUGGACAUGGCUCUCUUCCUAAGAGAGUUUCGGCUUCACGCGUUUUCUAAGGGUUUCCCUCCACUGUUAGCGAAAGUUCUGCGAAUAAAUUACCACAAAUGUACGUAAUUUAGACAUUAAUGUCAUAGUCACAGGCCGUUCUCCGAGUAGGAUCACUGCUUUGAAUAGACUCUAGGUAGCGUAGCAAAUACUUCGCCUUAAAACUUAUUUUUAUGUUUCACCGUUAUAUGAUAAUAUAUGUCUACACGGCGUCGCGAUGCGUUCAGUUUAGUUGGUUGUGCGAUUUGAAUUCUAUUAUACGUCGACACGUGCUAAUUUGGAUUAGAACAUUAAAACUCGAUGAAACACAAGUGAUGUUUAAAUACGACAAUACACAAGUACAUUGAGGAUAAUUUGAGGUUUCCACAGCUUCAAGUAGAAGUAUUAACAUGUCAAAACCAGAAUAUACCAUCGAUGUGGUGAAAGAAGUCGACGUAAACGACGUCAUGGCUUUAUUGAGAAGAACAUUCUACAUUGACGAACCUUUAAAUGCAGCCAUAGGACUGUGCACCAACAACCCUUGUACGGAACUAGAGGAAUACUGCAAGAAGUCCAUUCUGGAAGGACUAUCUUUUAAGGCCAUGGACAAGGAAGGCAAUAUUGUAGGUGUUUGUAUUAGCGGAGUCGACCCAGUUAAAGAGCCAGACGACGGAACAGACCUGCGAAGUCAAGCAAUUAACUGUAAAAAUCCAAAGUUCCAGAAGAUUCUUUACAUUUUGGCAAUGAGAAAUGAAGGUGCUAAGUUAUGGGAGAAGUACCCCAAUGAACAGAAAUUAGUUGACAUUAAGGUAGCCGGUACAGACCAUAGUUGGAGAAGAAAAGGGAUUAUGAACAGGCUGGUCGAAGAAACAGAAAAAGCAACAAAAGCGCGCGGCAUCAAUAUCCUGAGAAUGGACACGUCGAGUUACUACUCGGCCAAGUCUGCGGAGCGCCAAGGAUUUACACAAGUGUACAGCGUGCCUUACACGGAGCUCAAAAUGGACGGAGUACCCAUAAUCGUACCGGAUCCCCCGCACGUCGAUGACCGUGUUUACGUUAAGAUUUUAAAUAAUAAUUAAAAUUAAUAAGGGUAAUAGUUUUAUUACGACGUAAUACUUAAUAUCAGGUGCGAUCGAGCCAAGUGUUCGUCUAUUUAAUAAUAAAAAAAUGCAUUCCUCGAUAGCCUUCUCGCAUUACAAAUUCAAAAGAAUUUGAAAAUGUUUUCCGUUCACUGUAGUCGUUUAUUUAUAUAGAGUCACCUUUUUUAACGCGUUUAAGGAGAGUAACAGCGUUUACUAAAAUACAUAUAUAUUUUUAUAUACAAAAUAAGUGUGCAUUUGACCUCCAUCUCACCUGACGGAAAGUAUCGAUGAGGUCGACGAUGUAGCAUGCACACCUCAAUAAUGCCUAUUCACUCUCGCCUUGAAAAGGUCCAAGUUAUAGGUUUCGGGGAAUAGGUCCACAGGCAAUCCGAAUAUCAGAAGUGAACGUUCACGGUGAAAAAAAUCUACGGGUUUUAGAGUGUGAUUUCCAAGUG